AUUUCAUAUCGUUUGCAACGCCGGAUAGUAUAGUUCGCGCGCGGUCACGCUGUUCCAUUCAACUCAUUUUUAAGGCAGCAACUAAAAUCUAGUGCCCCCGCGAUAAAAGCAACGAUUUUGUGAACUUCAACGACAAAUAUAACUAAAGGAAUUCCGAUCAACAUCCAGCGCUUUUUGGCAGGUGGAACCUUUGACUAAGCAACAGCCAAUAGCCGCUUGACAAUUGUCUAGUAAUUACGCAAAAAUUCCGCCACUCACACAUAUAGACACACGCCACCCCCCUCCCUCGAACGCAACGACGUGCAGAAAGAAACGGAAAGUAAAGUAAAAAGAGGAGAAAAAGAGCGCAAAAAUGACUUCCGACAUAGCCAUGCAACUGAUUGUCAUUUUGGAGAAGACGGUGUCGCCAGAUAAAAAUGAAUUGCUUUCGGCAAAGAACUUCCUGGAGCAGGCGGCAGCCAGCAAUUUGCCCGAGUUUCUCAAGGCGCUGUCGGAGAUCCUGGUGAACACGACAAAUAGCGCUGUGGCUCGCAUGGCAGCCGGUCUCCAACUGAAGAACCACUUGACCAGCAAGGACGAGAAGAUCAGUCAACAAUAUGAGGAGCGCUGGCACCAGUUCCCCACCGAGAUUCGAGAGCUCAUCAAAAAUAACAUCCUGGCUGCUUUGGGUACCGAGAACACGCGACCCUCUUGCGCCGCCCAGUGCGUGGCAUACGUGGCCGUUAUUGAGCUGCCCAUCAAUCGUUGGAAUCUGCUCAUCCAGACGUUGGUCAACAAGGUGGUUAGCGAGGGAUCCACCGAAAUGCAUCGCGAAGCGGCCCUGGAGGCCAUCGGCUACAUUUGCCAGGAUAUUCGGCACGGGGUAAUGGAAAACCAGGCCAACGAUGUUCUCACCGCCAUUAUCCAUGGCAUGCGCAAGGUGGAACCAAGCAACCACGUCCGAUUGGCGGCCACCACAGCGCUGCUCAACUCGUUGGAGUUUACCAAGUCAAACUUUGAGAAGGACAUCGAACGCAACUUCAUUAUGGAGGUGGUGUGCGAGGCCACACAGUGCCAGGACACGCAGAUCUGUGUGGCGGCGUUGCAGUGUUUGGUCAAGAUUCUAACCCUGUACUAUCAAUUCAUGGAGCCCUACAUGGCACAGGCUCUGUUCCCGAUCACUUUGGCGGCGAUGAAAUCUGACAACGAUGCGGUGGCUCUGCAGGGCAUCGAGUUCUGGUCGAACGUGUGCGACGAGGAGACAGAUCUCGCCAUCGAGAGCCAGGAGGCCACGGAUCAGGGCAGGGCACCGCAGCGGGUAUCGAAGCACUAUGCUCGCGGCGCUCUACAGUACCUAACGCCCGUCCUUGUCGAGAAGCUGACCAAGCAGGACGAGUGCGAUGAUGAGGACUCGUGGAGCCCGUCAAAGGCCGCCUCCGUCUGCCUAAUGGUACUCGCCACUUGUUGCGAGGACGAAAUUGUUCCGCAUGUCUUGCCGUUCAUCAAGGAGAACAUCGAGUCGCCCAACUGGCGCUACCGCGACGCAGCGGUCAUGACCUUCGGAUCUGUGUUGACCGGACUAGAGACAAACACCCUAAAGCCGCUGGUGGAGCAGGCCAUGCCGACGCUUAUCGGCUUAAUGUACGACAGCAGCGUCAAUGUGCGUGACACUACCGCCUGGACCUUUGGCCGUAUCUGCGACACCAUUCCCGAGGCGGCCAUCAACAAGACAUAUCUACAAACACUGUUGGAGUGCUUUGUGAAGAGUUUGAAGUCGGAACCACGUGUGGCCGCCAAUGUCUGCUGGGCCUUCAUUGGUCUCUCGGACGCUGCCUAUGAGGCAGCCGUGACCACCGAGGGCGAAACUCCGGAGACAUACGCACUGUCGCCGUUCUUUGAGUACAUUAUAACUCAGCUGCUGGUGACCACCGAUCGCUCGGACGGAGCUCAGGCCAAUUUGAGGGGCGCCGCCUACGAGGCACUCAUGGACAUGAUCAAGAAUUCUCCCUUGGAUUGCUACUUGGUGGUGCAGCGCACCACACUUGUCAUAUUGGAGCGUUUGAACCAGGUGAUGCAGAUGGAGACACAGAUCAAUAACCACAGUGAUCGUCAUCAGUUCAACGAUCUGCAAUCGCUGCUCUGCGCCACACUGCAGAGUGUGUUGAGAAAGGUCCAUGAACAGGAUGCCCCUCAGAUUUCCGAUGCUAUUAUGACCGCCUUGCUCACCAUGUUCAAUUCGAGCACUGGAAAGGCUGGUGGCGUACAGGAGGAUGCAUUCCUGGCCGUUUCUACUCUGGUGGAGCUCUUGGGCGUUCAGUUUGCCAAGUACAUGCCGGCUUUCAAGGACUUUUUGAUCAUGGGCCUAAAAAAUCACCAGGAAUAUCAGGUGUGCUGUGCCUCUGUCGGCGUUACCGGUGAUAUCUUCCGUGCGGUUAAGGAUUUGAUGGUGCCCUACUGCGAUGAGAUUAUGUCCGUGAUGCUGACCAACUUGGCGGAGCCAACUUUGCAUCGCAGCGUCAAGCCGCAGAUCCUGUCCACCUUUGGCGAUAUCGCUUUAAGCAUCGGCAGCCACUUUAUCAAGUAUAUUAACGUGGUGCUGGAAAUGCUACGCGUAGCCUCCAAUCUGCAAAUCGAUGCCAACAACUAUGACAUGAAUGAAUACAUCAACGAGCUGCGCGAAAGUGUUCUGGAGGCCUACACGGGUAUCAUCCAAGGCUUGAAGGGCAUGGACCAGACUGCACAUCCUGACGUAAUGCACAUGGAGCCCCAUCUCGGUCAUAUCAUCAGCUUCAUUAAGCGCAUCGCUCAAGAUGGCGACGUCUCUGAUUCGAUGAUGGCCAGCGCCGCCGGCUUUAUUGGAGAUUUGUGCACGUCCUUUGGAUCACGUCUCUGUCCUCUGUUGGACGAUGCGAUCAUUACCCACUUCUUGGUCGAGGGCAAGCGGUCCAAGGGACAGCGCACCAAAAUGCUGUGCACCUGGGCCGUUAAGGAGAUCAAAAAGAUUAACAACCAGGUCAUUACGCAGUAAAUCCCAUGCUCUAGAGGUUAAUGUUUCCUCCCUAACCGCCUCAUACCACCUGAAAUAAUUGUAUGUUUUGCAGCCAAACUGUCCAGUCCGAAUUCUCUAAUAAGAAACUAUGAAUCUAUUUACUAAGUUUGUUUGUCCGAUCUAUAUUGUUGCUGUGCAACGUUUAAACGCUAAGACACAUUGUUUAUAAAACCCCAAACUAGUUGUAAGCUGUAUCCUGAAUCCCCAUUAAGAUUUAAUUAAGCCCCGUUGACCCAUAUAGCGAUUCCAAAAGCAGGCUGUGCCCACUGACUAAAACACAAAUUACUUUCCUCGCCACAACAGCAAAUUAUGACAAUUAUUUAAGAACGCCUUGAGGGGGCAGUAUUGUGUCUUUUGAAAUCGCUCUUGUUUCUGGCGAUUUUUAGCUCCGAUUUUAGAGAUUACCAAAAAAAAAUAUUUAGUUGAAAGUUGUUAUAAAAUUUUGUAAAAAAUCGGUAGAAAAAAAACCAACAUGAUUAAAUAUGCUGCAAUGCAACUCUAUGGAAACAUUAACUUAUAGCAGCUAACUGCACAAUACUUUAAUUUUUAAGAAAAAUUUCAUGUAAAUCCCACUAUCCUAACUACCCAAAAAAGGAGAAAAAAAAACUAAAAAAAAACAGCAUGAAUGACCUGUGUGCGAUUUGUGAACUGAAUGUGAUGAGCUGAGAGCGAGUAUGUACUAUUAUCUUUAAGUCUGAGGAAUAACUGUUGUCCGACACCUAAUGCCUAUAUAUUUAUAGUGUGAAUCUGUGAUGGAUGCUUGCGAGAAACUGUAAAAGGUCUUGUGAUUGAGAAAAUAAACCCACGAAAAUGAUUAUGUAUGAAAAUGGAUGAAUAUGACUUCCUUUUCCUUUGGCGCGCGUGUGUUGGCGUGUGUUGUGUGAUAUUAUGAAUUAAGUCUAAGAAACGAAUGGUUCUAGAAACGUAAGCAAAUCAAAAAGAUUUUAAACGGAUUUCAAUUUAAAUUUACACAAAGAAACGAAACGAAACUAAAUGUAACUCACUCAAUGACGACUGAAAACAAAACAAAACAAAAGAAAAGAAAUCUUAGCAACUAAAAAAACGAAUUACGAAAUGACUUUAGGACGUACAAAGGCAAGGGCGUGGAAUGUUGUCACAGAAAUCGCUAUGGAUUUGAAUUCAAUUAAAUUUGUAACCAAAAGUAUGCGCUUCUGUCAAAAAUGGAACUUAUUUCAUACAUUUUGACACAUUUUUCAUUGUAUUUAAAUCCGCUGAUAGCUUCAAAUAAAACGAAAACAAAAGAAAAGAUAAAACCAAUUAAUAUAUAUAUAAAUUUCUUGCAACUUCCACGAUCUUGCCCACAAGCAACACCACAAAAAAAUAUAAGAGUAACUCUAAUUAUUUUAUUUUUUUACAACAAUUAAGUGUGCUCUCUCAUUAAUUCCAACCAAUGACGCUUAAUUUUUGCUUCUCAUUUUAUGUUAUUUUUGUAAUAUUAAUGGAACAACGAGAAAUAAUAACAAAAAGAAAAAACAACAACCAAGCAACUACCUGCAGCACACAAAAAAACAUGUGUAAUUAAUAUAUAUAUAAAUAUUAGGUAAACGAAAGAUACUAAAGCUAAAACACAACGGACCAGGGUAUACAACAAAACAAAUGCAUGCUUUAUUUUUAUUUUCCAUAGGAAUGUAGAACGCGCAUAAAGACAAAGACAAAGGACACUUGGACACUUAUUUCAAAGACGACGCACACUCUUAUUUUGUACUUCUUUGCCUCAUAACAUAACCAGAAACUACCUUACAAAAAAGACGCGACUGUGAACGAAAUGAGAAAAUAAAAUAUACAACAUCAAGUCGAAAACUAACCGUUUAAAAUCUUUUCAAAACAUUUCAUUUACAUUAAGAGCAAGCGAAACCAGUGUGAACUGCUUUAGAUUUAAGCGCAUCUCCUAUAUUAAAAAAUAGAAUAUAAACAAAAAACAAUCAAGAACUCGUUAAACAAAGCUUGAUCCGAAUGUUCAACCUUUGUUUAAUGAAUUCAAGUAGCCCAACAAGUUGUCAUUUCAAAAGAAAUCUACUAAUUGGUAAUAAUGUUUUUCGUUUCGUAAUAAACGAAAUAUCGCACAGCCGU
Molecule: messenger RNA, 5119 nt
Organism: Drosophila serrata
Lineage: Eukaryota; Metazoa; Arthropoda; Insecta; Diptera; Drosophilidae
Gene: Fs(2)Ket
Product: Importin subunit beta Fs(2)Ket
Biological process (GO): protein import into nucleus
Molecular function (GO): small GTPase binding
Source: RefSeq, a predicted model, not a curated record